AUGCCUCCCAACAGUUAUCCCCAGCGUGCCAAGUCGACCAACCCACGGCUUCAACCCCAGCGUGGCCCACAGCCCGCCAGGACAGCCUCCCCCAGCAGCUCUGCUAACGACCAGGGGAAGAAGCCCAGUGAUGGGGCGGGUGCGCAGAUGAACCAGACCCUGUCGAUUGCCAUGAUGACGAGCCCCGUUAACCCUGUUCCCUUCCCGCUGUCAAUACCCCUCGGCAUCGCCAUGCUCCUCACACCCAGCGGGAAAAAGCAGCCACCGAAGCGAUCAGCAUCUCAGGCACCGAGCCAGCGUCGCUGA
This is a messenger RNA of Verticillium alfalfae VaMs.102, 306 nucleotides long. RefSeq lists its product with no specific name. The record is from RefSeq and is a predicted model, not a curated record. NCBI's taxonomy places the organism in Eukaryota, Fungi, Ascomycota, Sordariomycetes, Glomerellales, Plectosphaerellaceae. Bases 1 to 306 code for a protein of 101 amino acids. The transcript has a single exon.